CAAGGUAACAGCGGAUAAGGGCGGAGCUAAGCAACUGACAGCAUAAAACUUUGUUAGCUUCUCGCUAACUUUAUUCUAGCUUCUGUUUAGCUAUGUUAUCAGCUUGAAAACGGCACCCCAGGAUGCUCGAAAAGUUAGAGUGUCAUGGAAAGGAUGAUGGAGACCUGUGCAAAAUGGCCAGUUCAGUGGUAACGAUGAGCAGAACUGAUUUCCGCGCACGGCUGCCACAGUUUUUGGAGGAGAGGAUGCAGACCAGCAUGCUUACAGGUGUAUUGAUUGGAGCUAUGGUUGCAGUUGUGCUGAUUGGAAUUGUGGUGCUCUUCCUUUACAGGAGAUUCAAACAUGCCCGUAAUCAACAACCGGGUGUACCUCACUAUCGAUUCAGGAAACGAGAUAAAGUGCUUUUCUAUGGAAGGAAGAUCAUGCGAAAGGUUAAGACACUCUCCUCGCUUCCUUCUCCAUCCCAUCCCUCGCCAUCAAAGCAACCACAGCGCAUACGAAAAAGAACCAAAGUUCUAAACAUAGCCCGCAAAAUUCUGAGGAUCCGGAGAGACCCUCCCACCCUGCAGCCCAAGGAACCCCCUCCCUCCCUACUGGAAGCUGAUCUAACAGAGUUUGAAGUGCAGAGCUCGAAUCUGCCUUCUGAGGUCCUGUAUAUGCUGAAAAAUGUCAGGGUCUUGGGCCAUUUUGAGAAGCCUCUGUUUCUGGAGCUGUGUCGACAUAUGGUGUUUAUUGAGCUACAGGAGGGUGAAAGCCUGUUCAAACCAGGAGAUGAUGAUGACAGCAUCUACGUGGUCCAGGAUGGAAGACUUGAGUUGUGUAUACAAGAGAAUGAUGGCACAGAAUCAGUGGUGAAGGAUGUCCUCCCCGGAGACAGCGUCCACAGCCUGCUCAGUAUUCUGGACACUAUCACUGGUUAUCCAGCUCCAUAUAAAACUGUGUCGGCACGAGCUGCAACUCGCUCCACCAUCUUACGCUUACCUGCUUCAGCCUUUGAGUCAGUGUUUAAGAAGUACCCUGAGACACUUGUACGCGUCAUUCAGAUAAUUAUGGUGCGCCUCCAAAGAGUCACCUUUUUGGCUUUGCAUAACUAUCUGGGCCUAACAACUGAGCUCUUCAAUCUGGAGAGUCAAGCAGUACCCUUGACCAAUAUAAACAAUGUGAUGGCAGAAGCAAAUACUGGAAAGACUCGACGUCUCCACUUCCAGGACGAAUUACCUGCCGGAACCACUGAAAACACUGCAGAGACAGAUGGUGUAAAGGACAGCCAUUCAACCAGGAAGCUGCGAUCCACCUCUAUGCCCACUGAAUGCACAGGUAAUGACCUCAGCAUGGCCUGCGAACGAGCUCGAGUUACCAUUGAGGACGCUCCGUCAAGUCCUAUCACUCACAAAUCUAGUCUGAAGAAGAGUGUGACAAUGCAACACACACCAUCUGAAGUAUUUCACUAUACAGACAGUGGAGGGCACGCUGAUGCUACCUAUCUUGGUAAAAGCAGUGCAAUCCUCCAAGCUGCUAAGAAAGACCUGCUGGGAAUCAUCCAGCUGCAGGACCCUAGUCUGCUUGAAGGCAGAGUAACCGUCCACCAUGUCAAAGCUGGCUCUGUGGUAGCUCGUCAGGGAGAUCAGGAGGUGAGCAUCCACUUCGUGAUUUCUGGCCUCCUCCAUGUUUACCAGCGGAUGAUUGACCGUGAAGAAGAAUUGCGCCUGUUUGUAACGCAUCCCGGAGAGCUUGUUGGUCACCUUGCUGUUCUGACCGGAGAGCCCCUCAUAUUUACAGUUCGAGCUCAGCGAGAUUGCAGCUUCCUCUCUAUUUCCAAAACACAUUUUUAUGAGAUAAUGCGAGUGGAGCCCAAAGUGGUGCUGAAUGUUGCUCAUGCUGUGGUGAAGAGGAUGUCAUCUUUUGUCAGGCAAAUAGACUUUGCUCUUGACUGGAUGGCUGUCGAAGCUGGCAGGGCUGUUUACAGGCAGGGAGAGAAAUCAGACAGCACUUUCAUAGUGCUGAGUGGUCGACUGCGCUCAGUAAUCAUGAAGGAGGAUGGCAAGAAAGAGUUGAUAGGGGAGUACGGACGUGGUGACCUGAUUGGAGUGGUAGAGGCCUUGACCCGUCAAAACAGAGCGACCACAGUACACGCUGUACGAGACUCUGAGCUGGCCAAGCUACCAGAAGGUGCACUUUGCUCUAUCAAGAGGAAAUUUCCUCAGGUUGUCACCAGGCUGAUCCACUUACUCGGACAGAAGAUACUACAGCAGGUCAAUGGUCCUCUGACAGCUCGCAGUUUGGCCCUGCACACACCAGGAAGUAAGUGGGAUGCAGGAAACCAAGCCUCCAACCUCUCCACUGUGGCAGUCCUGCCAGUAUCAGAAGAGGUGCCUCUUACUGCCUUUACUCUAGAGCUGCAGCAUGCACUCCUUGCAAUAGGUCCUACUCUUCUACUGACAAGUGGUAUUAUCAAACAGCGUCUUGGAGCUGCUGCACUUGACAGUGUUCAUGAGUACCGUCUGUCCAGCUGGCUGGGCCAACAAGAAGACAUCCAUCGCAUAGUUCUUUACCAGACUGACUACACACUGACCCCGUGGACACAGAGGUGCAUCCGUCAGGCUGACUGCAUCAUUAUUGUGGGAUUAGGCGAGCAGGACCCUACUGUAGGGGAGUUGGAGCGUAUGUUGGAAGGAAGUGCAGUGCGUGCGCAGAAGCAGCUUGUGCUGUUGCACAGAGAAGAUGGUCCUGCACCCAAAGGAACCGUAGACUGGCUCAACAUGCGAAGCUGGAUUUCCAGACACCUCCAUCUUGCCUGUCCCCGAAGGGUCUUCUCCAAACGAAGCCAGCCCAAACUGUUGGAGCUGUAUCAGCGUGUGUUUGAGAAACCAGCAGAUCGCCAUUCUGACUUUUCCCGCCUGGCUCGUGUUCUUACAGGCAAUGCUAUUGCUCUUGUCCUGGGAGGAGGAGGGGCCAGGGGUUGUUCUCAAGUGGGUAUAAUGCGUGCACUAUGCGAAGCUGGCAUCCCCGUAGACCUAAUUGGCGGAACAUCAAUUGGCUCCCUGAUGGGCGCUCUAUAUGCAGAGGACCGUAGCCACAGUCGCUUGAGGAUAAGAGCUAGAGAAUGGGCUAUGGAAAUGACUUCAGUAUUUAGGAAGGUCUUGGAUUUGACAUAUCCAAUCACAUCCAUGUUUUCUGGUGCUUCCUUAAACUCUGGCAUAAACAACGUCUUCAAAAGCAAACAGAUUGAGGACCUUUGGAUCCCAUAUUUCAAUAUCACAACUGACAUCACUGCCUCUGCCAUGAGAGUACACACUGAUGGUUCUCUAUGGCGGUAUGUCCGUGCUAGCAUGUCUCUAUCGGGAUAUCUCCCUCCUCUGUGUGACCCGAAAGAUGGACACCUGCUGAUGGAUGGAGGCUAUAUCAACAACCUGCCUGCUGAUGUUGCGCGCUCCAUGGGGGCCAAAGUGGUAAUAGCUAUUGAUGUGGGCAGCCGGGAUGAAACAAAUCUCACUAAUUACGGCGACUCACUCUCAGGCUGGUGGCUGCUAUGGAAACGCCUUAACCCCCUUGCUGAGAAAGUUAAGGUGCUAAACAUGGCAGAGAUUCAGACUCGGCUGGCCUAUGUGUGCUGUGUGAGACAGUUGGAGUCUGUGAAGAGCAGCGAUUACUGCGAGUAUAUCAGACCUCCAAUCGACAGAUACCGUACACUAGAGUUUGGCAGUUGAGAUUGCUGAGGUGGGGUACCAGCAUGGCAAGACUGUGUUUGAUGUGUGGCGUCGUAGUGGUGUGGUGGAAAAAAUGCUGAAAGACAGACAUCAAGAAGAGUUCCACAACACGCAAAGCAGAAGCAAUGUGGUGACAUGUCCCAAUGCUUCCUUCACUGACCUGGCAGAAAUUGUGUCCCGCAUUGAGCCCGUCAAACCUCCUCUUGUGGAUGAAGAAUCCGACUACCACACUGACUAUGAAGAGGAUGCACUGGAGAGUGCUCUCUCUGACAUGGAGACGUAUAAUCGCUAUGGAGAGCACACCGAAGGGGAGGAGACGGCUGACACGAUUUAACAAAGAAAAAUGGGGAUGACUAUGCACGCCUCAACCUGAUUCUCAGGAUGUAGAACUGGAUGGGAGAUCGACAUGCUCCAUUACCCCGCCCAUCAGCUGCCACCAUCAGUUUCCAGAUAUCCCUAACCGUUCACUGGAAGCGAUGUCAAACCAGCAAGUAAAUUCUAUUUUUGUGAAUGGUGGAGUAAUAAAAGUUGCUUAAACAGGUUAGCACAAUGGAAGCAUUCUGUCUUUGCUACAUUUUACCCUCCAGUGUGAAAGACCAGACUCUACCUGCAAAACUUGUCAUUUUGUCGUGUGUGUGUGUGUGUGUAUGUGUGUGUCUUUCAUUUCUGCCAACGCCUCUCGUUAUCGAUACAGGGAAGAAAAUGAGCUAGCAACAUAGGGUUGACAAGCAAUUUCUCAAACACUGCAGAAUAAGCGAAGCACAAACUUCUAACCUCUUUAGUCACCCUUCAUGCAGUCAUCUCACUUUCAUUUCCACUACACUGUUUAACAUACCUGCAUUGUUUGACUUGUGUGUUUUUGUUUUUUAAAACGAGCUGAAUUAUAUCAAAAGGUAUUUUAAGUAGCAGUUAUCUGGACUGUUAGACAGUGUAAUGCCAACAUGUCCAGCCUUUGAGUUUGAAACUCUGUUCUGGCCAUGUUGGAUUGGAGCUUAAAAUAUUUUCAGUGGUUGCAAUCCACUUCAAAAAACUAGUUUUCCCCCUUUUCUGGUGAGUCCCCCCCCCCCCCCCACAAAAAAAAAAAUUCUGUUUUGAGUCUGAUGGAGACUGAUGAAAUCUGUAGCUCAACUUGUCUCUACAUAGUUUAUCCACUGGAAUAUGUGCUUGACCAAGUGUAGGUUGUUUUUGUUUUGCUUGUUUGUGUUUUUGUUUUGUUCUUAGAGCUAGGGUAAAUUAUUAUUAUUUUUUUUAAUUAAAAACAAGUUAUCUGUACAUACAGAUUUUUUCAAUGUAGUCAAAAUAUAUAUUUAAAGAAUAUAUACAUAUUUUAUAUAUGUGCCAAUUAUGUUGGCCUUCUCUAUUAAGAGUUGUUCAGUCAUUCCAAAAAUGCAAUUCAAUGCACAAUCGGUUAAGUACAUAGCUUUGAUUAACAUGCAUACUUGUAUGACACAAUUAAAUUAAUACACUGCUAAUUUAAUCUACAUAGUAACAAAAAGAUGACUCGGAGGAAGGAUCUUCGCCAAGACUCCAA
Molecule: messenger RNA, 5238 nt
Organism: Haplochromis burtoni (Burton's mouthbrooder)
Lineage: Eukaryota; Metazoa; Chordata; Actinopteri; Cichliformes; Cichlidae
Gene: pnpla7a
Product: patatin-like phospholipase domain containing 7a
Exons: 36
Coding region: 123-3707 (1194 amino acids)
Biological process (GO): lipid metabolic process
Cellular component (GO): endoplasmic reticulum
Molecular function (GO): phosphatidylcholine lysophospholipase A1 activity
Source: RefSeq, a predicted model, not a curated record